GGUUGAACUGCUGCUAUUAGCAGGAAACUCGAACAUGUCAAGAAACUGGUCGGAACCUUGGAGACAGCGAUAUGAUGAGGAGCUUCUUUGUAGAAGCACAACUAGGGUUGGCAUGGAAGCGACACUCUUUCUAGUGAUCAACUGUUUGUCACUAUUUGGUAACAUCCUGAUAUGCUUUGUUAUCAUCCAAACGAACGGUCUUCGCCGAAACACCACAAAUGUAUUGAUAGUUGGCUUAGCAGUCUCAGAUAUCCUCCAGGCCCUCCUCGGCAUGCCGCUGACUUGCGGUGUCCUUCUAACGGGAAAGUGGAUCUUCGGGGAGUUCCUCUGCAAAGUCCAGGGGUUCUGGCUUCUGUUCCUAGGAUUCGUGUCACUGCACAGCAUGGCGUUGACCGCGCUCAAUCGAUACUUUUGCGUGGUGAGACCGGAGGUGUAUCGACGUGUAUUUACGAGGAAGUCCACGCUGUUUAUGCUGUGCGCUGUGUGGGUGUUUGCGCUAGCGAGUGUUACUCUACCGCAGAUUUCUGAACAGGUUACUUUCCGCUUUCAGGCCAAUCGCGCAGCUUGUUUUAUAACAUUGACAGAGUUUGCUGAAAAUAUUGUGUACACUUCGUAUUCAGUUAUUAGUUAUAUAGCGCUACCGUUGUGCGUCAUAGUGGUGUGUUAUGCAUAA
Molecule: messenger RNA, 673 nt
Organism: Nematostella vectensis (starlet sea anemone)
Lineage: Eukaryota; Metazoa; Cnidaria; Anthozoa; Actiniaria; Edwardsiidae
Product: allatostatin-A receptor-like
Exons: 1
Coding region: 35-673 (212 amino acids)
Biological process (GO): G protein-coupled receptor signaling pathway
Cellular component (GO): membrane
Molecular function (GO): G protein-coupled receptor activity
Source: RefSeq, a predicted model, not a curated record